Messenger RNA from Colletotrichum navitas, 611 nucleotides. RefSeq lists its product as uncharacterized. The record is from RefSeq and is a predicted model, not a curated record. The transcript has a single exon. Lineage: Eukaryota; Fungi; Ascomycota; Sordariomycetes; Glomerellales; Glomerellaceae. Bases 286 to 522 code for a protein of 78 amino acids.
CGACAGUCUUUCCUGAUGGCCUCCAUCAACCUGCAGGCGAGCAGGCCACGUCUCGCCGGCCACUGGCGCUCGGCUUCUCGUCGACUUUCAUGCAGAGCAUUUUCCACCUCGAUACUGGCCCAUGGUUUUUGCUUCUUCUGCACAAGUUGCAUCGGUUACUCAUAGCAGCGCUUGCUUGCAACAGUUGAACUGGCCUGGCCUGACCGGCAUCUGAGUGGUGUCGUUGAUCGGGCCGCCUGAGUCGCGUAUUGCCGUCUAACUGACUAAGAGCCCGUUAUCGGUCGUAUGGAGAUCUCGGGGUCAUGGGGCAAUGCCGUUUUGACUCUUGCCAUCCGAUCCGGGCAGGCCUUCGACCUUACCGUUACGGUGCACUUACCACUUUACGGAUUACCGCCUUCAACUACUACUAUACUAUGCAGUGCUGCUAUGAUCAAGACCGAGUGGGCUCUUCGGUUAUCAUUCGCAAUCGUAGUCCGCAUGGGACCACCAAAAACAAGAGUGCGGCAACGUCGUACUCGUUAGUCGCUUUAUUCCGGCUCGGUACUACUGAUUCGGCAGAUCGACGGCCCAUCGCGACGGAACGAGUACCAGAAAAAAAAAAAAAAAAAAAA